AUGCUCGCAACUGCGAUCAUUCUUGUAAACGAUGCCCGUGGACAACAGCAAUCCUGUCGAGCUCUUCUAGAUGGAGGAUCCACGACGUGCAUUAUCACAUCUCGCUGCCUUCAGCAACUCGGACUUAAGAAGAAAAGAAGCGCCGCUGAGGUUCUCGGUCUUGCUGCUGCCCCCGUAGGAACUGCUCAAGGUGCCACUUCUUUCGUAUUUCAACCCAGGUUCCCUGCAACCAAUUCGUACUCAGUGGAUGCUUUGGUUCUCCCAAGAAUUACUGAAGACUUACCACUACAACAAUGUGACACUUCCCGUUGGUCACACCUAAACUCAAUCAAACUCGCAGACCCAGGCUACUACAAACCUGGUCCCAUAGACAUCCUCCUUGGAUCCCACGUUUUCUGGUCUCUGGUCGGAGGUGGACGACAGCAUGGAGCAGUAGGUACUCCCAUGGGCAUCGAAUCCACUCUUGGCUGGCUAGUGGCUGGAAAUGUCAACAAAUCUCUCUCUCGUCCCCAAGUCUACGUCGCGGAUGUGGAUUUGGAUAAGCGCCUUCAAUCCUUCUGGCAAGUGGAGUCCGUUCCCGAGCAGCGGUCCCUCACUUCAGAAGAAAAGGCAUGUGAGGACCACUAUGUAUCUCAUCAUCAUCGUGGUGAGGACGGUCGGUUCACAGUAUCUCUCCCUCUCAAAUCGCCUAUGCCUCCACUGGGAAAUUCUCGUGAUGCUGCUCUUCGUCGCCUUCAACAGUUGGAAAGAAGACUCGUCAAGAACCCAGAUCAUCAUCAACAAUAUACAGAAUUCAUGCGUGAGUACCUCUCUCUUGGUCACAUGUCCCUCGUCCCUGCUGCGGAGGUCUCAAAUCCUAUCAAUCCAACGUAUUUCAUCCCCCAUCACUUUGUCCAGAAGACUGAUAGCACUACUACCAAAUUCAGGGUAGUGUUCGACGCCUCUGCAAAGACAAGCACAUCCAACUCUCUCAAUGACUGCAUGAUGGUUGGACCUACCUUGCAGGAUAGCUUGGUCGAUAUUGUGAUGAGAUUCCGUCUUCACAAAAUCGCCUUCACUGCAGACAUCGCCAAAAUGUAUCGCCAAAUCCGGGUCACGCCCUCAGAUGCAGAUCUUCAAAGGAUCCUUUGGCGUGAAAAUCCUUCUGAUCCUGUACAAGAAUAUCGACUUAACACUGUCACGUAUGGUACUGCUGCUGCUCCUCACUUAGCAGUAAAAUCUCUACAACAAUUGGCCGAUGACGAGUCCGAGUCCCUUCCCAUUGCUGCUGCAAAGACAAAAGAAGACUUCUACGUUGACGAUCUCAUCAGCGCUUACCCUCUCAUCUUCAUGAAUCUCAACACCAAUUGGACAUCUCCCUUGAUCCCUCUGUCAAAACACUUGGAAUACGGUGGAACACACGCGACGACCAGUUCGAGUUCCGCUACACCCAUUCCAAUGUCAUCAAAUCAAAUCACAAAGAGAAGAAUCCUGUCAGAAAUCGCCCAGCUAUUUGACCAACUUGGUUGGCUUUCUCCAGUAAUCGUCCUCUCAAAAAUUCUUAUGCAAAAUCUGUGGAAGGAACAGACAGGAUGGGAUGAUCCAGUUUCUCAAUCAAUUGCAACACUGUGGUCACAAUACAAAGAAGACCUACACAACAUCAAUAAUAUUACCAUACCAAGAUGCAUCGUCGACACUAUCCCCUCUUCGUGUGAACUCGGUGGCUUUUGCGACGCGUCAGAGAAGGCCUACGGUGCAGUCGUCUACCUCCUGUCCCACUCCUCUCAUGGUGGCCGGGUGGCCCUUGUGACAUCUAAAACUAGAGUUGCACCCUCCAAAACAAUAUCACUCCCCAGGCUCGAAUUGUGUGGCGCCUCCCUUCUCGCUCAACUAAUAAGCAGCGUGAAGAAAGCACUCAAACUUCCCGAAGACACUGCUGUUCGUGCUUGGUCCGAUUCAACCGUCGUCCUAGCGUGGAUCAAGUCACAUCCCUCAAGAUGGAAAACCUUCGUGGCAAAUCGUGUCACAACCAUCCAGGAGCUCAUCCCCUCGUCGUGCUGGUACCAUGUCCCCGGAACAGAAAAUCCUGCAGAUAUUUGCUCUUGUGGUCUCUUCGCCCGUGACCUCGUAUCAUCAUCUCUUUGGUGGGAUGGUCCUUCGUGGCUUCUAUCAUCGUCACGGGGUCCGUCCUCUCCAAUUGAGGUUGGUGACGAGAAUCUACAACAAAUCAAAGAUGCAGAGAGAAACGUCGUCGUUGUUACAGCCGCCCUUACUGCGCAACACGACUUAUCUCUACUUUAUCGCUACUCCGACCUCACUCACCUGACCCGAAUUACUGCAUGGAUUCUACGAUUCACAAAAAACUGCAAACCGCAGUCUGCACGUACCAGUGGACCUCUGACACCAGCAGAACUACGACAAGCUCUUCACACAUGGAUAAAAAUAACGCAAUCACUAUCGUUCCAUCAAGAAAUAUACGCAAUCAAAUAUAACAAACCGUUAUCAAAAAGCAGCCAAAUUCUCUCUCUCAAUCCAUUCCUGGAUUCCGAUUCCAUUCUCCGAGUUGGCGGUCGUCUCCGGAAUGCAACGAAAAUCUCAUCCGAUCAAAGGAACCCAAUCCUUCUUCCCCGACACUCUCAGCUGACGGAACUGCUCAUCCGCUCUCUUCAUCUUCGUCACCUUCACGCUGGCCCAACUCUUCUAAUGUCAAUAAGCCAGCAGCACUAUUGGAUUCUGAGGGUCCGAGAUGCAGUUCGUUUCCAGAUCAGAAGAUGUGUCACCUGUACGCGACACAAGGCAAUAACUCAACAGCAAUUGAUGGGUGACUUACCAGCAUCUCGUGUCAACCCUUCGUAUCCAUUUCAACGGUGUGGCGUGGACUACGCCGGUCCCUUUCUCCUUCGCCCUGACAUUCCAAGAAGCAAAGUUUCCGUCAAGGCAUAUCUGGCCUUAUUCGUGUGCUUCUCAACUCGUGCCUGUCACUUGGAACUGGUCAGCUCCCUUAGCACUGACGGCUUCCUAGCAGCUCUCCGCCGAUUCGUCGCCCGGCGUGGAAAACCCACCGACAUUCACUCAGAUUGUGGCACCAAUUUCGUGGGAGCUAACAAGGAACUGCAAGAACUCAAGAAUCUAGCUAUCUCUCAGACCCACAACGAUCUUGUCGCCAAAUCUCUAGCUGGAGAAGGAAUCAAAUGGCAUUUCAAUCCCCCCGGCAGUCCCCACUUCGGAGGAAUUUGGGAAUCUGGAGUGAAAUCUGUCAAAUUUCACCUCCGUCGAAUUUGUGGCUCAGCUCGCCUUACAUUUGAGGAACUCGCCACAAUUUUCGCCCAAGUCGAAGCGUGUCUCAAUUCUCGUCCGCUGACACCCUUCUCGAACGAACCAUCCGACCUCAACGUUCUCACAUCAGGACACUUCCUUAUCGGACAACCCCUCCUUGCUGUCCCUGAACCCAAUCUCACUACUUUGCCAGAGAACCGAUUGUCCCGAUGGCAAUUAGUCCAAUCGCUCCAGCAGCAAUUUUGGAAACGAUGGUCAUCAGAAUAUCUGUCCCGUCUACAACAACGUCAUAAAUGGCUACAACAAAAAACCAAUCUAAAAGUUGAUGACAUCGUCCUCAUCAAGGAUGAAAACCUUCCCCCUCUUAAAUGGAAUCUUGGCCGCAUCACAUCACUUCAUCCAGCCGCUGACAAUAAAGUUCGUGCUGUGACCCUUCGCACCAUGGCAGGAUCACUUCAACGCCCAAUACACAAACUGUGCCUUCUUCCAAUUAUCAACAGUCAGUGA
Molecule: messenger RNA, 3762 nt
Organism: Folsomia candida
Lineage: Eukaryota; Metazoa; Arthropoda; Collembola; Entomobryomorpha; Isotomidae
Exons: 2
Coding region: 1-3762 (1253 amino acids)
Biological process (GO): DNA integration
Molecular function (GO): nucleic acid binding
Source: RefSeq, a predicted model, not a curated record